Penicillium atrosanguineum is the source of this 1740-nucleotide messenger RNA. Its product is annotated as Zn(II)2Cys6 transcription factor domain-containing protein. The transcript has 2 exons. Bases 1 to 1740 code for a protein of 579 amino acids. The record is from RefSeq and is a predicted model, not a curated record. Gene Ontology annotation, molecular function: DNA-binding transcription factor activity, RNA polymerase II-specific; zinc ion binding. Gene Ontology annotation, biological process: regulation of DNA-templated transcription. Lineage: Eukaryota; Fungi; Ascomycota; Eurotiomycetes; Eurotiales; Aspergillaceae.
AUGCAUGAGUCAUUACAAAAGCCGCGGAAUAGAAAGGUAAAAUCUGGCUGUAAAACCUGCAAGGCCCGCCGUGUCAAGUGUGACGAGAGCCGCCCAGCAUGCCGUCGAUGCCUCUCAACAGGCCGAGCAUGCGAAGGCUAUGGCAUCUGGGGAGGGGGAGGCAGUCCCUAUGGCCAGCCACAGGGCAAUACAGCCUUGUCAGUCUACUGCACGCCGAUACCAGUCGGCAGUCUCACGGCCGACGAGCAGGUAUCAUUCGACUGGUUCAUGGAAAGAACGACUAAAAAAUUUGCCGGCCUGUUUACUUCUGAUUUCUGGGAGACUCUUGUUUUUCAGGCCAGUGCACAGGAGCCGGCAGUUCGGCAUGCUGUCGUGGCCUUGUCAGCUGCACAUCGAUACGAUUCAAAUUAUGGCCCAUGGAUGAUUCCCGCAGUCUAUGGAUUCGACGCAGAACAAUUCACGCUCCAACAAUACAACAAGGCUAUUAAAUUUCUCCGCGCACCAGGCGGAAAUGGCAAAAACACACUCCGUGUGGCGCUCAUAACUUGCAUGAUCUUCGUUACACUGGAGUAUCUACGCGGACAAUUUCAAAUGGGAGCUGCACACCUCCGCUACGGUAUUCAACUACUCUCUGGAAUGUCCACCAAACCACCAUCAUCCCGCUCAAUUAUAUCCCCCAAUAUCCUCAGCCCAGCCGAGGACUUCGCCCACAAAGCCAUCAUCGACUCUUACGCCCGCCUCACAACUCAAUCCGCCAUGUUCGGCUAUGUACCACCACAUAUGUGCGUCAUGAUACGGGACCCUCUGACAAAUGCCCUCCCAUACACAUUUCCUUCAAUGGUCGAAGCACGCCAAUGUCUCGACGACCUACUCAACAGAAUACACUGUCUAAAACGGCACUCCUACGACCUUAGAUCGACCAAUCAAGCCGAACCUAAUGAUUCAGAAACGAUUAUAACCCAACAAAACAUCAUCUCCGACCUCAUCCUGUGGCGCAAAACCCACACAGCAACAUACACGCGCCAGACCCCCUCAACCCGACAAUCCCAAUUUGGAUCCAUCCUCCUACGCGUCUACCACGAAAUGGCCACAAUAAUGGCCUCGGUGCUCCUCUCUCCCUCCAGUGAAAUGGCUUAUGACGACCAAACAGCACAUUUCAUGGCAAUAAUUAGCGGAUUCUUCGAACUAUGGAAAUUUUGGACGACAGCCAGCAUCCAGAACCUGGAUAUCACCGAGCUGAUGAAAAGUCCGGAAUGCAGGGGAAACGGAUUCACCGUUGAAAGCGGAUUCAUCCCGCCUGUUUACUACACGGCGUUGAACUGUCGUGUUCCGAGGAUUCGACGACAGGCUAUUAGGACGUUGAGGUCUGCGCCGCAUCGGGAGGGAGUUUGGAAUGGGCCUUUGCUUGCAGAUGUCUUGGAGGUGGUUAUUGGGGUGGAAGAAGGGGACUUCUAUGCGGGUAAGAGCUUCGAGGGCUUUGAUGAGUUUAUCGACGAGGAAAUUACGGAGAGGGAUUUGGCUGUGCCGAAGGUGCCGGAAGAGAGAAGGGUUUCGGAUGUCAAAGUCAUUCUGCCGGAUAAGGUUGCUGGUGAUACUUUUGUUAGUUAUAAAAAGGCUGUGGACGGAAGGUGGGUGACAUUUGAGAAGAAGGUCGAGCCCGGUGUUUUACGGGGUUGGAAGCUACAUUUUGAAGGUCCUGAGGUGACGAUUGGGGGGCUUUGGAAGGGUAUGAGUCAAUGA